Messenger RNA from Bolinopsis microptera, 989 nucleotides. Its product is annotated as retinol dehydrogenase 12-like. The coding region runs from base 37 to 909 and encodes 290 amino acids. NCBI's taxonomy places the organism in Eukaryota, Metazoa, Ctenophora, Tentaculata, Lobata, Bolinopsidae. The transcript has 2 exons. The record is from RefSeq and is a predicted model, not a curated record.
GUGCUAAGGAAGCAAGAUAGUGUCCCUGUAAUACUGAUGGUAAUGGAUUUGUCGGGGAAGUCUGUGAUAGUAACUGGAGGCAACGUGGGAAUAGGAAGACCUACUGCCUUGGAGCUUGCUAGGUUGGGGGCUAAUGUGACCAUUAUUGGGAGAAAUGAAGCAACUUGCAGUGAGGCUGUUAAUGAGAUCAUUGAAUCUACUGGUAAUCAAAAGGUUGACUUCAAAAUAGUGGAUCUCGCAUCGUUUUCCGGGAUUCAAAAGUUUGCUGAUGAAUACAAAGCAACUCACACAGAACUAGACAUACUUGUAAAUAACGCUGGUGUUGUUACUCCCCCAUUUAAUGAAACUGAGCAGGGAAUCGAGGCAACUACUGGGAUCAACUAUCUUGGACACUUUUUCUUAACUCACUUGUUAAAAGACCUCUUGAUCUCAGUAAAGGGUAGAGUAGUGGUUGUAGCCUCUGAUGCAUACGCAAGUGGCAGAAUAACGCUUGACAUGAUGGAAGGAGAAAACCCAGCAAUAUUCAAACCAGUUGCUAAGUCAGGGUUACUACAGUAUGGUUUAAGCAACACUUGUCGUGUGCUGUUUGCAAAGGAAUUGAUAGAGCAAUAUCCUGACCUAACCUGCGUGUCCCUACAUCCAGGAGUAGUGAAAACAAACCUUGCUCGCUCUAUGGGCAGCUGUUUUCAAUGCAUAAUUGGUAAAUGUUUUGCACCCUGUCUAAAGUCCCCUGAUGAAGGAGCUGUUACUACGCUACAUUGUGCUACAACUGAUGUAAGUGCAGGUAAUGGGAUGUACUAUAAGGAUAGUAAGAUACAGCCUGUAAAGGACGGUUUUGUAAGCAAAGAGUUACAGAAGAAGCUGUGGGAGGUAAGCAUGGUGGUUGUGGAGAAAUUUAUGAGUAAGUGAGGUCAGAGCUGUCAGAUUAACUAUUUAUAUUAGGUUUAUAUCAGAUUAAUUGUUAUGUAGAACGAGAUAUUUUUUAGAAU